This is a messenger RNA of Colletotrichum destructivum, 423 nucleotides long. RefSeq lists its product as uncharacterized. The coding region runs from base 1 to 423 and encodes 140 amino acids. Lineage: Eukaryota; Fungi; Ascomycota; Sordariomycetes; Glomerellales; Glomerellaceae. The transcript has 2 exons. The record is from RefSeq and is a predicted model, not a curated record.
AUGACGGCUGCUAGCUAUAAAGAGCCUCUCGCGAAGUACAGCUCCCUCGAACAAACAACAGAAGACCUCGACUUCGACGCCGAGUUCCACAUUGAUGACUUCAGCCUCGAAAAACGACAAGAUUAUGAUCGCGAUAAAAGUACUCGCCAGCAUCUGCAAAUAGCAUGGAUCCAGGGAGUGUUGCUUAUUGUACUCGCCGGCUACACUUUGUUUCUUUGGUUCCAACUGCGACACGAGAGAAACAUACGUUUAGGAGCCGACCCAAGUGGGUUUGUUCCUCGAGAGGUCGGACAGCCUCUGCAUUGGGCCAAGUACAACGAAGAAAGCGACCCACACCACUUCAGCUCAAGCGUGUUUGACACGCUCGAGAACAUACAUGCAGCAGCUAGAGUGAUAAAGACCAUGCAUGGUAAAAACCCCUAA